AUGUCUUCCGGUGGCAAGUCUGGUGGCAAGUCGGGCGGCGACUCCAAGUCGACCACGCGUUCGGCCAAGGCCGGCCUGCAGUUCCCUGUUGGUCGUAUCCACCGUCUCCUCAAGAAGGGCAACUACGCUCAGCGUGUCGGUUCGGGCGCUCCCGUCUACCUCGCCGCUGUCCUUGAGUACCUCGCUGCUGAGAUCCUCGAGCUUGCCGGCAACGCCGCUCGUGACAACAAGAAGUCGCGUAUCGUCCCCCGUCACCUCCAGCUCGCCGUCCGCAACGACGAGGAGCUCAACAAGCUUCUCGGCUCGGUCGUCAUCUCGCAGGGCGGUGUCCUCCCCAACAUUCUCUCCGAGCUCCUUCCUGCCAAGUCGACCAAGGGCAAGAAGGUCGCCGCCGACGCCUAA
Apiotrichum porosum is the source of this 402-nucleotide messenger RNA. RefSeq names its product histone H2A. Lineage: Eukaryota; Fungi; Basidiomycota; Tremellomycetes; Trichosporonales; Trichosporonaceae. Gene Ontology annotation, molecular function: DNA binding; structural constituent of chromatin; protein heterodimerization activity. Gene Ontology annotation, cellular component: nucleosome. The transcript is spliced from 3 exons. The record is from RefSeq and is a predicted model, not a curated record. The coding region runs from base 1 to 402 and encodes 133 amino acids.